GCAUUCGACCGUUUUGAUUCUUUAAAAUGUCAUCGAUUUGAUAUAGCUACAAACAACACAUAAUUGAACCAGACAAGGAACGCAUUCAGCAAAUCAUGGAAAAAGCAGUACAGGAUGCAGAUUGGAUAAUCAAAAAGUAUACCAAAGCCGAGGGGGUGAAAAUCAAUAAGGAGAAAUAAGAGACAGAGAAGUUGAUUUUACCAUAGAGCAUCUUUCAGUUUUUUACCCUCGUAGAGAAGCUUGAGCUGCGUUUCUUUUAAAAAUGGAGUUUAAGACGUUAAUACGUCGCGAAACUGGUGCUAACGCGACAGAGUUCUGGAAGGCCAUCGACAUCUGGUGCCGUAACCCUCAGGUUGUCAAUCGCCGACUGUUAGCGUGCGUGGAAAUAUUAAAUAUAGAACUUGGCUACGAUAUUUUUGAUAUUUUCCACCGUAUAAAUAACUUGGAUUAUACGUUACUAAAUAAAACACACAAUGUAGACGAUAUCGAUAAAAAACUGUUGUUAGACGUGUUACGCAUUUCAGACGAACCGUUCGUUGCGUCGGGCAAAAGAGUUUGCUUGUACGUGACGAAGCAAUUGCCGCGCAUACCGCACUUAUUUUCGCCCGGCAUUGAGUUCACAUUGUUGGAGAGGCAAGAGAAUCGCGUGAUAAAUAUUCACAAAACCUUUUGCGCGGAGAAACGGUCUCUUGGGCCCGGAAAGGCGUACAUGACGCAGCUGGAAAAGAACGGUUACACGACCGUGAGCGUGUACCAGCGGAAAAAUGCCGAGGACGAUCCUAGCAUGGAAUGGUUGGAGAAGAAGCUCUUCCCGUGUAUGUUGAAAUGGAUGAAAAGCGAACCCAAGCCGAAUUCGGUGCGUCUCUCUUCGUUGAGUCUGGUGUCGACCGAGAAAUACGCGACGUUGUACUGCGAAUUGAAAGAGAGGUACAGCUCGGAACUGAUUAAAAACUGGCCCGAGAACACGGACCCGAUGAAGUUUGUUUACGAAGACAUCGCGAUCGCCGCUUAUCUGCUGUUGUUGUGGGAGAAGGAGAGACUGGAGAAGGGGACCGAGGAUAAACAGUCGUUUCUAGAUUUGGGAUGCGGCAACGGUUUGCUCGUGUACAUUUUGUUCAGCGAAGGUCACCGCGGUUUAGGGAUCGACUUGCGGCGCAGAAAAAUAUGGGACUUCUAUCCGCCCGAAAUCCCACUGCAAGUCGACACGGUCAUUCCAUCGUCCGCGACCGUCUAUCCAGGCGUCGAUUGGAUCAUAGGGAACCAUUCGGACGAAUUGACGCCGUGGAUUCCAGUGAUCGCCGCCCGCAGUUCCGUCGACUGUCGUUUCUUUCUGUUGCCUUGUUGCUCGUACGAGCUCGACGGCACUAAAUACCAAAGAUACUGCGCCUCGAAGAGCCAGUACGCGGAGUAUAUCGAUUACGUUAGAAGUAUAUGCGACGAAUGCGGCUUCGAGACGCAUAUCGAUAAAUUAAGAAUUCCUUCGACGAAACGAAUCUGCUUGAUCGGUUGGGAGAGGAGGCGCGAGGACGCGGAGACCAGGGAGAAUCGUAUUCAGGAAAUGAUCAGUGCCAAGACCACGUUCACGCGACAGAAACACGAAACGAACGAGACGCUAAAUACCGGUAGCUGGACCUGUAACUUCAAACCGAGGGACGCGGUGGAGAAGGUACGUAAUUGCACGCAACUGGACAAAACGUUGAUCGCGGAUAUCGUCAAUAUGGUGGCGAAUCAAUUGCUACACGAGGGUCGUACAAUAUCGGUCGAGGAUGCACCGAAGAGAAUGUGGAACGCUGGUCGAUGCCUCGAUCUACGACAGAUCGCCGAAUCGAUCCCAAGAGACAUCAUGAUACGUUUACGAAAAGAAUGCGGCGGUCUACAAACUCUGUUAAAGAAUCACAGACACAUAUUCCGGGUCGCGCAAGGGAAGGUCGAGUUUCGUAUACCAGGUGGCGGGGGAGUUCUCGCUGAGAGGUCGAGAAAACAGGGAACCUCACCGGAAACGAAAUUUAAACCCUGUUGGUUCUAUGCAAAUCAUCCGCACGGUUGUCCAGCAACUGAAACAAAAUGUAACUUUAAACAUUAAC
This is a messenger RNA of Colletes gigas, 2084 nucleotides long. RefSeq names its product probable tRNA (uracil-O(2)-)-methyltransferase. The transcript is spliced from 4 exons. Gene Ontology annotation, molecular function: tRNA (uridine) methyltransferase activity; metal ion binding. NCBI's taxonomy places the organism in Eukaryota, Metazoa, Arthropoda, Insecta, Hymenoptera, Colletidae. The record is from RefSeq and is a predicted model, not a curated record. Gene Ontology annotation, biological process: tRNA methylation. The coding region runs from base 263 to 2083 and encodes 606 amino acids.